GGGCGGCGGGCGGGCUCCAUGGCGGCGGCGGCGGCGGCUGCGCAGGCGGGGCCCCUCCUCCCUCGGGCUGCGGCCGCUGCGGGUGCGCGAGGACCGGCACCGGCGGCACCGGCGGCACCGGCAUGGGCGUGCACGUGGAGACCAUCGCCCCCGGCGACGGGCGGACGUUCCCCAAGCGCGGCCAGACCUGCGUGGUGCACUACACGGGUAUGCUGGAGGAUGGGAAGAAGUUUGAUUCCUCCCGCGACAGGAACAAGCCGUUCAAGUUCGUGAUGGGCAAGCAGGAGGUGAUCCGGGGCUGGGAGGAAGGCGUCGCCCAGAUGAGCGUUGGUCAGAGGGCGAAGAUGACCAUCUCCCCAGAUUACGCCUACGGCUCUACUGGCCACCCAGGGAUCAUCCCACCAAACGCCACUCUAAUUUUCGACGUGGAGCUCAUGAAAUUGGAAUGACCUACCCCAACACCCUGUCCUCGGGUUUGGCACAUGGAGGAAUCCAGAAUCUCAGCUUCAAGAAGAGUGCACAUGACUUUGUACGGAGCUUUUCCUGAUAGUCCACUACACUCAUUGUAUAACCUUACACCUUGAUUGAAUGCCUUUGGUCACUAAGCUUUGCGUCUGACUCUUCCUCCUUGUAUCGUGUUUUUAUGUCUUUUUAAACUAUACGCCGUAAACCUCAA
This is a messenger RNA of Cygnus olor (mute swan), 676 nucleotides long. RefSeq names its product FKBP prolyl isomerase 1A (gene FKBP1A). Bases 123 to 449 code for a protein of 108 amino acids. Gene Ontology annotation, molecular function: peptidyl-prolyl cis-trans isomerase activity. The transcript has 5 exons. Lineage: Eukaryota; Metazoa; Chordata; Aves; Anseriformes; Anatidae. The record is from RefSeq and is a predicted model, not a curated record.